UGGGUAACAACCCAACGCCUGCAACUUCAAAACAGUUCUUUUCUUAAGCCCCAAGCCUUUUUCUAUUUUCCUAUUUUUGAGCUCCAGAAGACCCAUCACUUUGUCGCUUUUGCCGCCGGUUAUCGCCUCCUCUUCACAUCGAUCUUUCAUCACUCUCUUGUUCAAAUGUCUAAGGCAGGGGUGGAUGUUCCACGUAAGGGUGGGUUCAGCUUUGACCUGUGUAGAAGGAAUGAUAUGCUAUCGAAGAAAGGCGUUCAGGCUCCGUCUUUCCUCAAGACUGGUACUACUAUUGUUGGCUUAAUUUUCCAGGAUGGGGUCAUCCUUGGAGCGGAUACAAGAGCUACUGAAGGGCCCAUUGUUGCUGAUAAGAAUUGUGAGAAAAUCCAUUUUAUGGCACCCAAUAUUUAUUGCUGUGGAGCAGGGACAGCUGCAGAUACAGAGGCAGUGACUGACAUGGUCAGUUCCCAGUUGCAGCUACACAGAUACCGAACUGGACGAGAAUCUAGGGUUGUGACAGCUCUUAGCCUUCUGAAGUCUCAUCUUUUUAGCUACCAAGGUCAUGUCCAAGCUGCUUUGGUGCUUGGUGGGGUUGAUGUCACUGGACCACAUUUGCACACGAUAUACCCUCAUGGAUCAACAGACACUCUGCCAUUCGCUACAAUGGGUUCUGGUUCACUUGCAGCAAUGGCUAUUUUUGAAUCAAAAUACCAUGAAGGGCUAACUAGGGAUGAAGGAGUAAACCUGGUGUGCGAGGCUAUUUGCUCUGGGAUAUUUAACGAUUUGGGAAGUGGGAGCAAUGUAGAUGUUUGCGUGAUAACCAAGGGGCAAACUGAGUACUUGAGAAACCAUCAGCUGCCAAAUCCUCGGACUUAUGUAAAUGCAAAAGGUUAUUCGUUCCCCAAGAAAACAGAGGUUCUGUCAACAAAGAUUGUGCCCUUGAGAGAGAUGGUGGAAGUUACCGAAAGAGGAGAUGCAAUGGAAGAAGAAUGAGCUAUUGUGCGAACCCCGUUUAGUGACCGAAGAUGAUGAAGACUUGGAAAAGGGAGAAGAAUUGGGAGAGGAAGAAGAAUAUGAAGAGGUGAUUGAAGGGGAUGAUGAAGAAAUUGAGCUUGAUGUUGAUGAUCUUCUUGAUGAUGAUUGAUUAAAACUUUUUUAUUGAUUGUAAACUUGUAGUGUUUGUCGGUGUGAGUUGUCCUUUGUAAUUAUAGGAUUUAGUUUCCUAGUUUGUUUCUUGUAAUUGGGGUAGAUUAGUUAUCAAUUAAGGAAUCAGUGUACUGUAUAUAUGGCCUCUAAGAGAGAAGAAUAAACAACUCUGAAUGUAUUUUUUACCCUAAUACAUAUUUUAGCA
Molecule: messenger RNA, 1348 nt
Organism: Diospyros lotus (date-plum)
Lineage: Eukaryota; Viridiplantae; Streptophyta; Magnoliopsida; Ericales; Ebenaceae
Product: proteasome subunit beta type-7-A
Exons: 10
Coding region: 166-990 (274 amino acids)
Cellular component (GO): proteasome core complex
Molecular function (GO): threonine-type endopeptidase activity
Source: RefSeq, a predicted model, not a curated record